ACAAACAGGAUGUCGAUAAACAAACAACAAACGACUCAGAAUGUGAUCAAUGCUCCAGAUACAAACAAUGCAGACUUGAACAAACUAAAGUCAUCACUGUCAGCACGUGCAAUGGCCAGACGAAGUGUUGCUUUGAAUUCAUCGCAGUUGCUAUCACAACUGGCGGCAGAGGGUGCGUCAAAGGAGGAGCCAGUCCCAGGACUCAAAGGCAGUCCAAAGACAUCAUCAUCAUCUUCGUCAUCAUCGACAACAACAUCGACAACAACAACAAUAACAAAGGAGAAGACUGUUGAUAAGGAUACAGGCAGUGUUACAACCACUACGACAUCGACAACAACACAUCAACAACAACAACAACAAGUCAAACCUACCAAAUCAACAUCAUCAGAGAACAGCACAUCGAACUUGUCAUCAUCAUUCUCCAACAUAGCAUUCCCACCAUCAGGUAUCCCAAAGAAGGCUGGCACUCUAAAGAGUGGCUCAUUCUUUGUACCAUCAAGCAGCACAAAAGACAGCAACAACACAAACAACAACAACAACACAAACAAUAGCGCAAUAACAACAAGUAGUACAGGAGUUGGAGGAGGAGGAGGUGAUGAAGUACCUCAGAUCAAACAUACAGCGUCAUCAUUGCAAAAGAUGAAGACAUUCGAUACAACGAGGAAGCGAUCACAAUCAAUAUCGAGUGGAUGCUUUGUAUCAUCACCAAAUCUAAAGCCUCAGCUUACAUCGCCAUCGAUCGUCAUUGACAAGAGCACCAACAAUAGCAAGCAGCCAACGAUAGCCAUCACAACGACCACUGCAGACGAGCAACAGAGCAAUGGCACUGCAGACACCGAUCAGUCACAGGCUCCGGCCGCCGCCGUAGCUGGCGCAGCGGCAGACACACCCAAGCCAAAGCCCAAAGAGGAUGUAUUCACUCGACUCUCAUCACUGGCCAAGCCCAAUCGCAGUCGAUCACAGUCAGUGUCUGCGAAUCAUGCGUCGGCACCAUCACCCUCGUCCACAUCAUCGGAUUCAAAGGAUUCAUCAAAGUUGAGCAAGCUGCUACCCAAGGCACUACGGUCAUCCAAGGCUGACCUGUCGCCAACAUCCUCAUCCUCAUCCUCAUCCAAAGACACGACGUCGACCACCACCAAGUCAACAGCGAGCAGCAAGGAGUCGUCUGCGCAUUCGACCAAGACAGCUCAACCCCCUGUCCCAUCAAAGGUCUCUCCCGUCAAGUCACCGACGACCAUCUCCACAAACACCGAUCCCUCGACACACUCAAUCUCCCUAACAUCCUCACCAAACAAGCUGGCCAACUUCAAAUGUACAAUGACACCAUCAGUGGCACUGAAACUCUACGCCAACGAAUUGACAAAGGAGGAGAAGGUGGAGAUAAUGGACUUCCCCAACAUUUACUUCACUGGCAACACCAUCCACAAGACAAAGAUCAACAGGAACUUGCCAAACAAUGGCUUUGACCGUGAGCAGGGCGACUACGUGGUGGUGGAGCACGAUCACAUUGCCUAUCGAUACGAGAUCCUCUCGAUCCUUGGUCACGGCUCAUUCUGUCAGGUGGUCAAGUGUCACGAUCACAAGACUGGUCAACUAGUGGCAGUCAAGAUCAUCAGAAAUCAGAAGCGUUUCCACAGUCAAGCACUGACAGAGAUCAAGAUAUUGGAGUUCCUAAAGAACAAUGAUCCAAACUCUACCGCCAAUAUUGUACACUUGAAUGAGAGCUUUGAGUUUAGGAAUCAUCUGUGUAUAACAUUUGAGCUGCUAAGCAUGAACCUGUACGACUUCCUCAAGGCCAACAACUUCCAAGGCUUCAACAUCAACCUAAUACGAAGGUUCGCAGCUCAAUUGUUGACCUCACUUAGAUUCCUAUCCAAGAGACAUAUCAUACAUGCUGAUCUAAAGCCUGAGAAUAUAUUACUUAAACAACCAACCAAGUCAGGCAUUAAGUUGAUCGACUUUGGUAGUAGCUGUUUCGAGAACGAACCAAUCUUUACGUACAUCCAGAGUAGAUUCUAUCGAGCGCCAGAGGUUAUACUGGGCAUUAGAUAUGAGAAGGCCAUCGAUAUAUGGAGUCUUGGAUGUAUAUUAGCAGAGCUGUAUAUGGGUGCCCCGCUGUUCCCUGGCAGCGACGAGCCAGAACAACUGGCAUGUAUUAUAGAGAUUUAUGGUGUACCCCCUGCCUCCAUCAUUCAAGCCUCGACGAGGAGAGAGGUGUUCUUUGACGACGCCGGCGCGCCACUGCCCUACGACCAUCCGAUGGGAGGAGUGUACGGCGUGGCCACCAAGACAUUGGCCGAGUCCAUGAAGUCCCAAGACGAGGACUUUGUCGACUUUAUCGAUCGUUGUCUACAAUGGGAUCCGAAUGCGCGUCUUACCCCUGAGGAGGGUCUAAGACAUCGCUUCGUGGCAGAGUUGGCAAACACCGCAACAACAGCAGCAGCACCAACAUCAACAACA
Acytostelium subglobosum LB1 is the source of this 2460-nucleotide messenger RNA. RefSeq lists its product as hypothetical. Gene Ontology annotation, molecular function: protein serine/threonine kinase activity; ATP binding; protein serine/threonine/tyrosine kinase activity. Lineage: Eukaryota; Evosea; Eumycetozoa; Acytosteliales; Acytosteliaceae. The annotation marks the transcript as partial. The record is from RefSeq and is a predicted model, not a curated record. Gene Ontology annotation, biological process: peptidyl-serine phosphorylation; peptidyl-threonine phosphorylation. The transcript has 6 exons.